AUGUAUGCGGAUAUCAGCAAGCCCCCUGCGCCACUGCCAAAGGCUGAACCACAGUGCAUCAGCGAGGGCGUCACGUUGCUGCCGCCGCUCUCGCGCCGAGGCUACGGAAAGGGCCUCAUUAUACUGCAACAUGAUUCGACGCAACACCUGGACAUUGUCGAAGGAGUACCCUCUGCUCUCAUCAAGUGGGCGGAAGAGGGUUUCGUCGUGGUGGAGAUCCAAGCCAAGGCGUUGACUAAUCCGAGCCUUGCCACAGAUGUCUUACAGACUGCUUUGAAAGCACUGAAAGACUGCAGCAAGCUGGAGAAAGAUAGCAGGUUCGGAGUUGUCGCGUUUGACCCAACGUUAUGGAAUAAGAUUGCUGGGGUGGCUUGCAUCUUCCCAGAUAUUGUGGGAGCUGUUGUAUAUGCAGAUUCCAGCGAUGAGAAUACCCUCGAGAAAUCCAAAAUCCCCAUGCUGUGUCACCUUGCUGGUGGCCAAGCACCGUCUGAGACAAAAAAGACCGAGGGCAUCACCACGUAUCGAUACGCAAAGGCUAAGUCAUUCAGGCUUGCGACGCCAUUUCAUGAAGAUUUCGAUUACUGGUCAGAGUCUCUGUCUCACACCAGAAACUUGACAUUUCUCAAGUCGCUUAUUGGCGGGCCUUAUUUCGAUCUUGAGGCCAUCUGGGAUGAGCAUACAUACUAUGAGUUCGCGGACCGCUCUGUUGAGCAUACCAUGAGCACAAUGGUUGAUCAACCAUAUGUGAACCAUGUCCCCACAACUAACUAA
Colletotrichum lupini is the source of this 771-nucleotide messenger RNA. Its product is annotated as carboxymethylenebutenolidase. Lineage: Eukaryota; Fungi; Ascomycota; Sordariomycetes; Glomerellales; Glomerellaceae. The record is from RefSeq and is a predicted model, not a curated record. Bases 1 to 771 code for a protein of 256 amino acids. The transcript is spliced from 3 exons.